AUGUCUGACAACGGAGAACUCGAAGAUAAGCCACCAGCUCCACCUGUUCGGAUGAGCAGCACUAUCUUCAGUUCAGGAGGGAAAGAUCCAUUAUCUGCUAAUCAUAGCUUGAAACCCCUGCCCUCUGUUCCAGAAGAGAAAAAGCCUAGGAACAAAAUCAUCUCUAUUUUCUCUGGCACUGAAAAAGGUAAGAUGCUGCAUUGUGUGGGUUCAAGACAUUCUUCCCUUCGCAACUCCAUUGUGCCAUAUACAUACUUUUAGCUAGGAAACACAUGACUUACAGAGCAGUGCAACAUGGAUCUCAUUUCGGUGAUUGCACUGGCACGCAAAAAAGUAGCAACCAGCUUCGCUGUUACUCAGCUGGGCAAAUGCUGCUGGACUCCUUGGGUUUGUGUUCUCUUUCUGUCAGUCCCUCUUCCUAGGAGUGGGGAAAACAACCUGGUUGAGUACAUGCAGGUUUUCUCUCUGUCCCUCUUCCUGCUAGGAAAAGAUUGACCAAAAGCAGGCCAUUCCAGCCAGGGUAGAUUCAAAUAGAGUCCUGUGACAGUCUACCUGGAGGCAGCACAUUGGAGCUAUGUUUUCUCUUCCUCUCCCUUCUCUGGGAGGCAGAGGGAAACAGGCUGGUAUGUAGCCUAUGAAAUGGAGAAUCGCCCUCCUUUUUAUGAGGGAAGGGGAAGAGAAGCAGCCUGUAGAAUUACAGCACAACUGAACAUACCAUACACUCUUGUCUAGUUGGCUGGAGGCAAUCCUCCCUGGAUUCAUCUUUAUUAAAACAAAUUUAAUACCUGAAGUCAGACUACAGGCCCAUCUAGCGUAGUAUUUCCUACUGUCACUAACAGCUGCAAUCCUAAUUGCACUAAUCUAGGAGCAAGCCCUGUUGAAUUUAACAGGACUCACCUCUGAGUAGACAUGGUUAGGAUUGUCCUGUAAAUUUCACCAAGCCCACUUUUGACUAAAAUUAGUAGAGCUGUGUUACAGGCUUGUGCAGCUUUAAUGUUUUGAAAGUUUGGAGGAUUUGAGAAAAUUAGGCAAAUGUUUUGGAGAAAAUGGCCAGGGGAAAUGAAAAUGCUUACAUCUUAAUCUUCAUUAUAGUCUUUAACUGCCCACCUAAUUGUAAGCUUAGACUUGGGGUGAAAAAUAUAGGUUGCAAAUGUACUUAGCUCACACAAGUACAAUGUUAUAGAGCCAACAUGCAGAAACUAGUUUCAAAUGGUCACUUUCCAGUUUGAAUUGCAAACACAAAGAUGCAGGAAAAUCUAGGCAAAAUGCCUUCACCCUACCAAGCAAGAAAUGCAGACCCAAAAAAGCAGGCAACCCCCUCCUGCAAACAACCAAAUGCCCUCAAUUAAAAUAAAAAAUUGAGAGUGGCUGGGGGGCUUAGUGAGUGCCAGUAUGGGUGUUUGAAUUUCCUUCUACAUGAUUUAGCUGAAAUAUGUUACAUGUCUGUUUCAAGACAUCCUGCUUACUAGAAUCAUGGGGCAUAUUUGUGCACCUAAUAGUUAUGUUUAAAGAAUAUUUGCUGGCUAGGUUUUACAGCUGUUUUCCUAGGCUGACUAUUCUGUUGUUCUUGUAGGGAGUAGGAAAAAGGAAAAAGAAAGGCCUGAAAUCUCUCCCCCAUCAGACUUUGAACAUACCAUUCAUGUUGGCUUUGAUGCAGUUACAGGAGAAUUCACUGUAAGUAUGCCAAGCUUCUCUCUGUUCAGUGUGUACUAACUUAUGGUUGAUAAGAAAUAUAAUAUUUUCUUUUUAAGCACUGUUGUUACCAAUGUAUUUCAUCACUGAAAAACAUUCUCAAUACAUAUUUCUCCUGUUGCACCAAUAGGAAAGCUGUAGAAAACUGAAAUAAUGAAAUGGGGUAAAUUUAACUUAAAAUAGAUGUUAUAUUGCAAAAUACUGUUUCUCAUUGUAACAACAAACUGGACCUCUUUAUUAAAUUUUGAUUAUGCUGACUUGUUUCAUUGUAUUCUCUGUAGGAUCUUGAAAUAGUGAUUUUGUCCUGUGUCCAUAUGAAUUAUUUAAACUUGUGGAUGUUAUACUUUAGAUGUAAUUUUGUAUUCUUUUCCUAGGGAAUGCCAGAGCAGUGGGCUCGGCUGCUACAGACGUCAAAUAUCACCAAGCUAGAACAGAAGAAGAAUCCUCAGGCUGUCCUUGAUGUGCUGAAGUUCUAUGAUUCUAAAGACACAGCAAGACAGAAAUAUUUGAGUUUUUCUGCUACAGGUAAUCUUUAGAAUACUGUGAGAAAAUUCAGGGGGAGCUUCAGGUUGUUCUUGAGAAGCGUUAAAGAAUUUGCUUCUAAAAUGAAGAAGCAAUCUGCAGUGAAACUCUUCAAUGUAUAGUGCUUUGGAGAAAUGGCAGUGUGGGGCACAGCUUUCAGUAAGCCAAAAUUCUAAUGAUGGAUAAGAUCCAUUACUGCCCCUUUAGUUUAAAUAGUUAGAAGAAGUUUAUUUGAAGUACUUGAUCGUGAAAGGAUAAGUAAUAUCCUUUCAUUUUCUUAAACAUUUUUGAGUCUACGGUCCCUAUCUUUGUAGUCUUACGUUUUUCAUUUUUUGUAGAAAGUUAAACUGAGUUACACACAAUUGAUUCCCAAAGGAUGGAGGUUUAGAAGAAGGGCUUUAAAAAAACUUGCAGGAAUCAUUGUAUAUACAGUGGUGCCUCGCAAGACGAAAUUAAUCCGUUCCGCGAGAGUCUUCGUCUAGCGGUUUUUUUGUCUUGCGAAGCAAGCCCAUUGACGGAUUAGCGCUAUUAGCGCUAUUAGCGGUUUAGCGGAUAUUAAAGGCUUAAUGGCUUUGGGGAUUAGCUGCUAAAUGGCUAUUAAAGGCUAUUAAAGGCUUAGCAGAUUAGAUAAAGGGGGGAAGCGAAAAAAAUCUCAAGACUCAUAAGGUAUUUUCGUCUUGCGAAGCAAGCCCAUAGGGGAAUUCGUCCUGCGAAGCAACUUCAAAACGGAAAACCCUUUCGUCUAGCGGUUUUUCCGUCUUGCGAGGCAUUCGUCUUGCGGGGCACCACUGUAUUGAUACGUUGUCAUUAAUAGGAGGAUGGGGAAUCGUACUGAGCCCUUGUACAAAAUUGAGAGGCAAGGGUCUUGAAAUUCUAAAGCUCAUUAACUAAGCUUUCAGGCAGACGUAGUUGGAUACAACCCUAAGUCAUUCUCAAAGUUAACCUAUAAAAAUCAGUGCAGUUAGUCAGGUUUACGGAUUUCACUCUGCUCUGAGUGUGUUGAGUUGAAUACAACCCAUAUGCUACUUGAUACUUUCAGGUACUCUCUGUAUUUGAUGAGGACAGAUUUUCAGAAUAGUUAUAAUAUUCUCACAUUACUAAUGAAUUUGAUACCACACAGUUUUAACAUAGGCUCACAAAAGUACUGUGAACUAACAUCAAAUGUGAACAUGUAAAUAAUAAUUAAAAAAACCCAGACAAACAAGGCUUAUAAUACCAAAAUGAGAUGAAGACUUGGCUUGCCCUUAAUUUGGGGUUUGAAUUCACAUUAGUUAAGGGUCAACAAGUUUGGGUUUACCUACACGUAUAAAACUUUGCUUUUCCAGAUUAUCCUAAGUUUCGAUGUAACAGUUUUGGCAUUGACUUUCAGUUUAUGUAGAGGUUUCGUUUAAUAGAAAAUAAAACUGGCUCAAAUGUUUUAGGCACCGAUUAUAUCCACAUUUAUCUAGAAAGCUGGGUUUUAAAAAAAGGGAACCUAUUCUACUGAGGGACGCGGGUGGCACUGUGGGUAAAACCUCAGUGCCUAGGACUUGCCGAUCGCAUGGUCGGCGGUUCGAAUCCCCACGGCGGGGUGAGCUCCCGUCUUUCGGUCCCAGCUCCUGCCUGCCUAGCAGUUCGAAAGCACCCCUAAGUGCAAGUAGAUAAAUAGGUACCGCUUUAUAGCGGGAAGGUAAACGGCGUUUCCGUGUGCUGCGCUGGUGCUGGCUCGCCAGAGCAGCUUCGUCACGCUGGCCACGUGACCAGGAAGUGUCUUCGGACAGCGCUGGCUCCCGGCCUCUUAAGUGAGAUGAGCGCACAACCCUAGAGUCGGACACGACUGGCCCGUACGGGCAGGGGUACCUUUACCUUUACCUUAUUCUACUGAGAGCAUGAAAGAAGAAUAGAGUUCUUAACUCACACUUCAAUCUCUCCUAUAGAAAGACCCCAAUACUUUUCAUUUAGCAUUGUUACACCUAUUGUAAAAUGCCUUAAAAUCUUUCGGUGUUUCUGUUGGUUAAAUUUUUAAAUUUUUUUUUUUUUAGACAAAGAUGGAUUCCCCUCAGGAGCACCAGCAGUAAGUAUGCUUUAUUACAUUCCUUACAUUUCUCAGAAGUAUUCACACUGCUCUAUUGCAGUUCUUGAUGUGAAUCAAGCCUAGUGAGAUACAGUAGCUUUCAAGCUUUGCUUUUUCAAGUAUUGUCUGGUUUGAGGUAUGAGUCACCAGAGAGACACUUCACCUGAUUUUUUUUUUUUUUUAAAUAAAGCUGGAUACAUCAGUAGAUGGGAUUCUUUCUUGGUCCACUCCUGUAAUUUAUGACAUCACUUGUCACGUGGUUUGACAAGUUCAGAGGCUGCUGUUGUAUCAAAACCAAAGUUCCAUAUAGCCACUGUCUUGCUUGCCAAUAGCAAGAACCCCUCCCCCCGGGCCAGUGUGCAUCAAAACAUUGCUUCUCCUUUCCUUCCUCAUUUCGACCGUUGAGAGGUUACUUUUUGUCCUUUUGAGUUGGGCUUCUUUGGCCAAUGCUUUUGCUGGCUUCAUGUGCUGUUGUUACUGCCUCCUGCAAAAGCCCCUAGGGAAGGGGGAGAGAUUAUAUACUUUAUUCACUCCACAGAGAACUUGGGGAGUGGGUGGAGGGAGUUCAAAGGCAGUAGCAGUGAGGAGCUGCUUGAAAUGCUCUUAUUGGGAUAGACAAACUGUGGCUAUAGGGCUGCAUGCAAUCCUAGCCUAAUUUUAAAAGGUCUCUGCAAGCUGUCAGUUCAGACCCCUGGCAAGAGUGAUCUGCCUCUCUCCUAGCAGCCUGUUGGGCAGUGGAGAAAAGAGAGAAGUGGUGGCUCUGGCCCCACCAACUGCAGGUAUACCAUCCUCAAUAGAUUAGUUCAGAGGCAAUGCAAUCCUCAACAGAAAAAAUUGUUUCCCACUCCAUACUAUUCUGUUAUUAUAGUUUUGUAUGCUUCUUUAUAGUGAACUUUCUAAAUGUUCUACAGUAGGGCUUAAUUUCUUUUACUCCUUUCUUUAUUUCUUUUUUUAAAAAAAACAAAACUCAAAACUUCUAGCCCAAUGCAAAAGGGUCAGAGCCUGCAGCACCUGAAGAGGAAGAUGAUGACGAAGUGGCUCCUCCAGUUAUCGCCCCACGACCAGAUCAUACAAAAUCAGUGAGUCGUUUUAUUUCACCUAAUAGUUUCUGUCCAUAACUUACCAGUCUGCAGGUACCUGCCUCUUGUUGUUCAGUGCUUCCACUCUCGUUCCAUCUCUUAUCAAUACUCCCCACUUGAGUUUCCUAUUAGAGUGGGCGACUGGCUUUUACUUUGAAACAGCAUUACUUGUGCAGUGAGAGCUUGGCUUGAAUAGUUGUUUCUGAGUUUGAAAAGAAUGCUUUAGUAGUUGUAUACAAGGGAAUGUUACUGUAAUUUCCAAAAUUGUUUAGGAAAGUUCUUAUCUACCAUACUCCAUUUAGAGCUUAGUUCUAUAAAGGAUUCAUACAACUGUAUGCUACUGUAAUAUACAGUAGUCAGUUGGGUCAGUUGUUGUAAUUAAGUCCCUAAUGCUACAAAAACCUAUAGCUAUUCAUAUCAGCCUAUAGGCUGUAGUAGCUGUGGAGCCACAUUGACUAAAAGGAUAGCCAUAAAUCUUUCAUGAGAGAUGUUAAGUAUUUGUGGCAGUUUCAACUUGAAAAGAGAUUUGUUAACAGUAAUAUAAUGGCUUUAUAAUUAUGAUAUUUCCUUGCAGAUUUAUACGCGAUCCGUAAUAGAUCCCAUCCCAGCACCUUCUGGUGACACGGGUGACACAGUUGCUAAAUCAGCAGAUAAGCAGAAGAAGAAAGUUAAGAUGUCAGAUGAAGAAAUCACAGAAAAGCUGCGUAAGUUGAAAUUCUAAGUCAGCACUUUACUAGGGAUAUGUAUAUGAUUAGCCCAAAGUCAUAUGUACUGAGUGUUCUGUAUGGUGAAUCAGCCAUUGACCCUUCUAGUCACACACUGUAUUUAACCUUAUUUUGACAGCUUUUCACCCCUUUGUAGGAAUUGUGAGCAGAUUCUCUUGAAAAGAGGCAUUGUGUGAAUGGUGUGAGCAUUGUUAUUGCUAGCUAGCAAUCCAGGAGCUGAGGAAAUGCUGAAGCAGGAACUUAUAGCUGAUGCAUUGUUAAGGAGCAUAUCCUGUGUUUGCACUGUUCUCACAUUAUUUUUCACAGGAAGCAAACACUUGUAUGAAUAGACCUAUAUAGGUACAGCUCUUCCUAUCCAGGAUAGGGACAAGAUAUGGCAGUGUUUUAGAAAGUAAUGAAAAAGUGGCUGUCUGUACUAUGUUGAAAACUGCUUUUACUAUCCAAAAUACUCAUAUUAUGUUGUCUUUUGAAAGUGUCAAUAUUUAACGGAAAGGCAUUUAUCAAUAUUUUGUUACACUACAUUUGGUAGCUGCUUAGAGCAGUGUGCUUGAGAUGAUCAUGAAGAGUCUUCAUCUGUUUAAAAUGAUAACUUCCGUGGUUUGAUUUGUGAGAAUAGUUGUGGGAUUUUAUAGAAGUUUCAGCAUUUCAAUAUCUUCUAGGCAUGUAUAUGUUGCUCAUACUACUUCCAUUGUCAGCAGUAAAGUAAGCAAAAACUGACUUCUGAAUGCUCAUAAUUAAACCUGCUAAUCAUAAUGAAGCAACAUAUGCCAUGCGUGAUAUGUACAAUUGAGGUUCUUGUAAAGGUUUAGAUCACUGCUGCAUCACUGAAGAAGAUAAAAUGGUGUGGAUCUUAACUUUCCUUCUGUGAACGGAACACUUUGCAUUCAUGGAGCAAGGUUUUCCUGCUUCCUCCUUCCUUCUGUUGCCUCCUGUACCUCCUGAAAGUUUGCUCCUGAGGUUUGGAGUAUCCUUGGAAUAUGAUGUGGGAUAUGGGAUGGCUCAGGAGGCAUCAGGUUGAAAAGGGAGUUGAUGAAAGUCCUCGCCCCCUUUAAUUGAACAGAGGAACAACUUAGGAACUGAAUCAGUGUUGACUGUUUUAUUGAUUGAAAUGUUAUGUAUUAGCUUUCCAACGAAAGUCAAGAGUGUAUCUUAGUUGAUUUAUAAUACUCCACAUGGAAUUUUCUUUUUAGGAACUAUUGUGAGUAUAGGAGAUCCCAAGAAAAAAUAUACAAGAUACGAAAAAAUAGGACAGGGGUGAGUACUGACUAUGAAAUGAGUUAGUGGAAGUACCAUUUUCUUUGUCUUAUUUGGCAUUUGGUUUCUGUUUACAAAACCAGAAGUAUCAACAAUAGAUUAGUAUACAUAAUAACAACAACCAGAUGCAAACCUCCAACAGAAGUAGAAAUUUUGAAACAAAUAUUUUGAGUGCUUUGCUACUUACCCUUUACUUUAUGGGAUGAGGAGGAACAUUUGAAAAAUAAUUCCAGUCAUUGCCAUUUAUUUGUUGUCUAUCUUUGGACUGUUACUGGGGCAAUGGAGUAUGAAAUUAACUUACCUUAAGCAUCAGUUAUCUGACUAGUAGUCUGUGUCUAGAUAAUAUUGCAAAAUGCUCUGUUAAAAGGAAGGUCUUGCUUUUCCUAUUCCUUAUUUUACAGUGGAACCUCGGGUUGCGGACAUAAUCCGUGUCGGAGGCACGUCCGCAACCCGCAGCGUUCACAUCCUGAAGCGCCGCGUCUGCACAGGUGCUGGUGCGAUUUGGCGCUUCUGCGCACACGCAAAGCGCAAUUUAGCGCUUCUGUGCAUGUGCAAGCGGCAAAACCCAGAAGUAACCGGUUCCGGUACUUCUGGGUUUCCCGUGAUCCGUAACCCGAAAACACAUAACCUGAAGCGUCCGUAACAUGAGGUAUGACUCUAUAGGCAUUGAUCUUAUUCUGUUGACUUUUUUUAACCUAGAACUGGAAUAAAAACGAAGUACAGUGAAAGUUAGUGCAGCCUCUUUACCUGUUCAUGCACAUAUGCAUUAGAGAUGUGAAUGUUAAUAGAAUUGUGUAUUUUCUUUUCAUAGGGCUUCGGGUACAGUUUUCAUUGCCAUUGAUGUAGCAACAGGACAGGAGGUAGGAACAAUAUACCUUCUACCACCUUUGAAUUUUCUUUUUAGAGUGGUCAAAUCAAAUGUUACUGUGCUUUGGUUUGUUUGGUUUUUUUUUUAAAAGACUCAUCUCCCAAUAGUGAAUUCCUCAUAGCUGUGUGCAGAAGUAAUUGCUUUGUACUGUAGAAUCAGAUAAUAAAUUUUAAAAUAACAUUUUGCAAAAAUCAAAUGCAUGGAAUUGGUUCUAAAUUAGCCUUCUGCAACCAAGUGGCUUCCAAAUCUUGUGGACUACAACUCACAUCAUCCCUGAAUGCUGUCUAGGACUGAUGGGGUUAUGGUCCAUAAUAUCUGGAGGGCACCACGUUUGGGAAGGCUGUUCGAAAUUCCAAAAGGAAGUUAAGUUGUUAAUUAAACUCUCCCAUGUUUUUAUCAUAGAAAGCUGCUUCUGUUUAAAGAGUUAAAUUAUAAUUUAUAAUUUGUUAUGCUGCCUUCAUUUGUGACUAUGAUGUUUGUGAGAGCUGGCCCUUUCCCAAGUUUGUGGGAGAGCUAGUGCUUUCUUUUUUCUUUUGCAAUAGAGCCUUAUCUGUCACUCUUAGUUCAUAAUUAGUAAGAACUGAAAUAAUGACUUUUAAAAUGUGGAAAACUGAGUUUCUUGAAAAUAAAUGUGAAUCAAAAUUGGUGUCACCUACUGUAGACCCCAUUUUUGGGGUGAGAAAAAAUGGACACACACCACUAUACCUCUUUUUUGGCUGUUUGGUGCCCUUGUUUCAGAUUCAAACCAUAAUAGCUAAUUUUAGUACUGGGCUCAUUACACGUCAUAGAUACUUCCUUUCUUCCAAAUAUUACACUUCCAACCACAGCAUUACAUGUUAUCAGGAUUAAUUGUGUAGUCUUGUUGCUGUUGUUUUUAUUUCAUUCUUCUGAAUGCAAUAAAACUACCUUAUGUUCACCCCUGCACAUUCUUGGCUCUUGUAGUUUCAGACUUUGUUGUUAGUGAACAUUUAUUUUGCUGCCAAAAUGUCCUGCCAACUUUUGUCUGUGAGGAUUAUGUUAGUUACUUGGAUCAGUUGAUCUGUCAACAGCAACCAAAUGGUUAUCUCAGGAAAAGGAGUGUAAAGAAACUACCCAUUUGCCUUUUUAUUGUAACAUUAGAAAAUGCUAAUACUACAAUGGUCUUUCUUUGAAUAUAAACUUCUGUUGAAUCCCUUUUCACCCUUUUAGGUUGCUAUUAAACAGAUAAAUCUUCAGAAACAACCCAAGAAGGAGUUAAUUAUCAAUGAGAUCCUGGUAAUGAAAGAGUUGAAGAACCCAAACAUAGUCAACUUUUUGGACAGGUAACGAAGCAAAUGCUAUAGCAGCUAGAAAGUUUGGACGUGAAAACCCAAGUUCAACACCUUACUAGGUUGUGAAGUUCACAUCCUUGGACAAAUCGCUUUUGCCUUUUUUUCUAUCUCGUGAGAGACCAGGGUGCUUCUCUAAGUCUUUGGAAGAAGGGUGAGAUAAAUAGGCAAUGCAUAGUAGACUGGCCUCUCUCCUGAGGUACAGAACACAUUUAAAUAUCUGAUACUUCUGUAAUAUAGCCUGAAAUAACUCCUUAUUCCCUGUAUCAUUUGUUGUCAUAAGUCAGGUUAUCAGUUCAGCUUCUUAAGAAGUCCAGAUAAUGGAGACAUUUUAUGUAUUAAUAACUUCAUGUACCAGACCUAUAUUUUGUAGACAAGGGAAGUGUCUGAUACAAGACUUAUGUUCCUGGAAACAUGCACACAGACCUUCCUGCUUCAAAUAUUGCUUCAAUUUUGGAUCUUUUCCAUAUACAGUGGAACCUCGGUUGGCAAACACUUCGGAAGACAAACGUUUCGGCUUUUGAACGCUGGCAACCCGGAAGUGAAUGCUUCCAUUUUCGAACGUGCCUUGGAAGUCGAAUGACUUCAUAGAAUCAUAGAGUUGGAAGAGACCACAAGGGCCAUCGAGUCCAACCCCCUGCCAAGCAGGAAACUUGUGAGUUCUGAGACUUCUGAGGCUUGUUUCUCCAUUUUUUCAAUGGAUUUUGCCAACCAGCAAAUUGAGCCUCGGUUAUUGAAUGUUUCGGAGGUUGAACGGUCUUCCGGAAUGGAUUACGUUCGACAACUGAUGUUCCACUGUAUAUUUUCUCUGGUCUUUCCAACUAUUUUGCAUUUUGUUUUUCAUCAUUUAGUUUUUGGUUUGGAUAGCCUGACACCUUCAAUUGAAGGGCUGAUUAUAAAUAAUUUCAAUAAAUAUUUUUGUAUAUUUUCUGUGAUGUAAAUCACAUUGAGAUUGUGUUGCACAUGGUGAUACAUAAAGUUGUAAUAAUAGUAGUAAUUAUCUUGUCUCAAUAAUUUGUUAUGUUUGAACUUCAUCAAUUUCUACCUUCAGUUUCCUAAUGGAAGACGAAUUGUUUGUCAUAAUGGAAUAUCUGGCUGGUGGAUCCCUCACAGAUGUCGUUACAGAGACUUGCAUGGAUGAGGCACAGAUUGCCGCUGUCUGUCGAGAGGUAGGUGAUUGAUUGAAGAAAGAGAAAUUUUGUUUCCCUUAGCUAAUUGACUUUUAUUAUAAUUGCAUUUACAUUACUGAGGCAGGUUUAUCAAGGCUGGGAGUUGGAAGCCUGUAGCCCAGCAUUUGUGUUUGAGCCUUGUGAAGUAGCAGUGGCCAUGCAAGUCUUUUCAUCUUCUGAGAUACAAACCACAACAUUUUAAGAGUACACACUGUCUAGUUUUCACCGAGGUGGCAUCCCUGUAUCUAGUCUGUACCAGUUCAGACCACGGGAGGGUUUACAUAGUGAAAUACUCUUCACAGAAGAAAAAGAUUUGAACACAUAGAGAACAGUGUUGGAGAAGAGUAGUUGCUGAUCCAGUUGUAGGGAUUUAACUCAUACUGGAUGCAGUAGCACUCUCCAUAAAAACAGAGGUUAGUAGUUUGAAGAGUUUGGUGAUGAUUCUGGUGGAUGCAGCUAUUGUUAGGUUACUGUUGUGAGAUCAAUGAAGUGCAAAAACUACGGAGAAGGUUCAGCAGAGAUUUCAGCUGGCAAUUAGUUAUUUCAUUCUUUUUAAAGAAGAGAAUGACUAAGCAAAGUCUGGCAAAUGGCACAAUUGACAUAAGUUAACAAAGUGUAUUGGAUAAAGAGAAGGAAGACAGCAUAAAUCAAGUUUUGAGAUAGAAGGUGCCCCAUUGCAAAUUAUUUUAUAGACCACUGGAAAGGCACCGUAUUUUUCUGUACUAUAAACAUGCUUCCUUCUGAAGUAAGCAUAUGAAAGACCUUUCACUGAAAAACAGUGGAUUGACCUUAAUUAUGUCAAUGUUUAUUAAUGAUUUUGUUUGAUGUUUUUAGCUGGAAACUCUUUUGAUAUUAAAAAAGAGUGAAGAUUUAUAUCAUGGACAUACUGUGUGUAUUAAACUUGUUAAGAUUGUAAAUAUGGAACAUAAUUUUAAAAAUUGCUAGACUAUACAAAUCAUUUGUUACCUAGUGAGUAAAGCGUAGUUUGAGGUUACUAAACUGUCUCUAGCCAAUGUGAAUUUUGAACAUGUCUAGACAAUAUCCCUCCCAUUGUUUCCAUACAGUGUUUGCAGGCAUUGGAAUUCCUACAUGCCAAUCAGGUUAUCCACAGAGAUAUUAAAAGUGACAACGUACUAUUAGGAAUGGAUGGAUCAGUUAAACUGAGUAAGUGCAUGUCAGUUACUUCCAAACAUGAAAUAUGUGGCUGAACAGUUGGGUGGUGUUACUUUGCACAUAAGUUUCACAGCAAAAUUCACUGGUAUGAAUUUUAGUGUAAUAGCUGCAGUGACAAAUACAAUUCUGGGCUCAACAAGUCUUUGCCACUAGAGUGGCUAUGUGGCUGAGAAGACAGGGAGAAUAUAUUAUUUGGAAGCCACAUAAAUAUUUUUGCAUGUAUAGAUCAGAUUGCAGUAUAAAGUAGGUUAAACGUAAGCCAGCUUCAUAACCCAUGGUUUGAAAUAGGCUUGUUUUGAAACUGACACAAUGGACCGAUUCACACAUAAUGUUAAACCAUGGUUUAGUGCCACAUGCAUGAGCUUACACACGCCUUCCUCCACCCAAUGCCAACAAUGUGGCUUUGGAAGCAUUUAAUUGCAUUUUCAUGGACUCCUGGCUUCAUGUGUCAUUUAGAUAAGAGUAAAAGCUGUAGAUGGUAUGGCAGAGUACCUGUUUGCCUUUAAACUAAACAAUAGGUUCCAUUUACAAAUGUAAAGCAGCUUACCAUCACAGUCUGCAUUGUUUAGCACAUGGGUAGGCAAACUAAGGCCCUGGGGCCGGAUCCGGCCCAAUCGCCUUCUAAAUCCGGCCCGCAGACGGUCUGGGAAUCUGUGUGUUUUUAAAUGAGUAGAAUGUGUCAUUUUAUUUAAAAUGCAUCUCUGGGUUAUUUCUGGGGCAUAGGAAUUCGUUAAUAUUCCCCCCCCCCCCAAAAAAAAUAUAGUCUGGCCUCCCACAAGGUCUGAGGGACAGUGGACCGGCUCCCUGCUGAAAAAGUUUGCUGACCCCUGGUUUUGCACACACACUGACAAACUGGAACGUGUCCAGAGGAGGGCAACCAAAAUGGUCAAAGGCCUGGAAACGAUGCCUUAUGAGGAACGGCUAAGGGAGCUGGGCAUGUUUAGCCUGGAGAAGAGGAGGUUAAGGGGUGAUAUGAUAGCCAUGUUCAAAUAUAUAAAAGGUUGUCACAUAGAGGAGGGAGAAAGGUUGUUUUCUGCUGCUCCAGAGAAGCGGACACGGAGCAAUGGAUCCAAACUACAAGAAAGAAGAUUCCACCUAAACAUUAGGAAGAACUUCCUGACAGUAAGAGCUGUUCGACAGUGGAAUUUGCUGCCAAGGAGUGUGGUGGAGUCUCCUUCUUUGGAGGUCUUUAAGCAGAGGCUUGACAACCAUAUGUCAGGAGUGCUCUGAUGGUGUUUCCUGCUUGGCAGGGGGUUGGACUCGAUGGCCCUUGUGGUCUCUUCCAAUUCUAUGAUUCUAUGAGUUUGCAUUUUUUUAAACCAGCAGAUGGCAGUCUUGAUUAGACUAACCUUGGGAUUGUUCAGUUGGCCAGAGUCCUCAGUAGCAUUCUUCUCUUCCGCUUCAGUUUAAAAUUAGAUUUGAGUACAAAAGCUAAGGCUCAAGGUUGGGAUAAUUAAGAAACCAGAAGUACAGAAUAUUAAAUACUGCAACAGCUGCCUUCAGUAAUUUUAACUCGUGCGCUGCAAUAAUAGAUUAGUAAAACAAAUAUGCUGUAUCAUAGAUUUAUGAGCUUAGUCAAUAACUCCACAGAUUCCAUUAAAAUUGUGUCUUAUAAGUUUAAAACCUCACUGAGGGUGGGGGCUUACACUAAAAUGAGAUCCUUUUUCACAAGUCCCAUGUCUUUUGUGAUAGUUGAUCAAUUGAGCUCUGAAUUCCUUCACUGCAUCGUGUUGCAGCAGCAGCAGAAAGAACACGGCUGGGCUGAAUGUGCAAUAGUGUGAGGUAUAAAUAAGAUGGUAAAUCUAUGAAGUGGUAGAAUGAGCCAAACCAUUUCUCACUGCAGGUGUGUGCGGAGGUUACGUUUGUGAGUGUCCCCCUUUGUGAAGGAUCCUGCCAAGUACAAAACUAGCACACAUGGAGUGGUCUGGGCUAGAACUUGUCUUCUGGGUUGUUGCUGCUGUGUCUUUAAUGUAUUAGGCUUUAAAAGAAAAGAAAAAUGCAGGGGAUUAUUUCAAAUCUGGAAUCUGCUACCCACAAUUUAAAGUAGUACAGUCCACUCUACCACCUCAUUCUGCUACAUGUGUUUUAAUAAGUGGUAGAAUGAACUGCACCACUGUUGGUGGUGGAUUCCGUUGCUAAAAGGAUGCCUUCGGGGGGGGCGUGUUGAAGGAGCAUUGUGUGGGCACUGAGACAUCUGUAGCUUUUUCUGGAAGCAUAACUGGGUAACAGGGAUACACCCAAAGUGUAGGACUUACUACUAAUUUAACUUUCCAAUAACUGCACUCUUUUCUUCUUUUUUUGUAGCUGAUUUUGGUUUCUGUGCGCAGAUUACUCCAGAACAGAGCAAACGUAGUACUAUGGUUGGAACACCUUAUUGGAUGGCUCCUGAAGUGGUCACACGAAAGGCCUAUGGCCCCAAAGUGGAUAUCUGGUCCCUGGGUAUCAUGGCUAUUGAAAUGGUCGAAGGCGAGCCCCCAUAUCUCAAUGAAAACCCUUUGAGGGUAAGGCAUAAGUUUUCAAGGAACUCCCGAUUCCCUGGAACAUAGCAAAACACAGUAAAAACCCACAAAUUUUGAAUGAUUUUUCAGGUCCUUUUCAGUUCUGAUUUAAACUCAGGUGCUCAUACAACCACAUUUUUUGUUUUUCAUAAUGCCAAUGUUUGUUUGUUGUUCUUUCUUGCAGGCAUUAUAUUUAAUAGCAACAAACGGCACUCCAGAAUUGCAGAACCCAGAGAAAUUGUCCCCAAUAUUUCGUGACUUUCUAAAUAGUUGUUUGGAAAUGGAUGUAGAGAAAAGAGGGUCAGCCAAAGAACUGUUACAGGUAAAACCGCUGGUAUCUUGCAAAUGGCAUCAGUUGUAGACAGUGCUUUCUGUUGACAAGUCAAGCUACUGUAAAGGAAGACUGAUAUACGAUCAACAAAUUCAGAAAAAAAUGGGAUAGAACGGGGAACAUAAAGGUAAAAAAGAAUGGUCGAAUUCCACAUUAUGCUAAUACAGUGGUUCUGCCAGCACAAGCAUUCUCUCUUUGCCAGGUGGAAGAAUCUCCCUUCUCCUUGCCCUGUUGCAUUGUUCUGGGGGUUCUCCUGACUCUUAUAGAGUACAUUGGUAGAAGGGAGGGAGUCCUGUUGGGCCAGCAGGAGGCUUUUAACUGGCUUCUGUUACUGCACCGGGAUAGCUGAAUCCAACCUAGUAUCUUUGCACAUCUUAAAAUUUUAUUAGUAGAUCUAUAUGAUCACUCAUCAAUGCAUGUUCCCUGGACAACUUUUAAAAAGAAAGUAAUAGCAUUAGUAGUAGUAGUAAAAGAAAGUAGUAGUAGUAAUAAUGAUAAUAAUAAUUGCAAACGAUUGACUAAGGAUUCAGCUAAGUUUUACUCAGAGUAGACCUGUUGAAGGCAGUGACCCUUGGUAUAAGUUAAUUUUAAUAGCUCUGCUCUGAGUAAGACUUAGCUGAAUACCACCCACUAAUACUGAUCAUAUUUUAGUAUGACCUAAGCACAGUAGGUAACCUGUCUCCCUGGUCAUCUCUCCUUUGCAUUUUUUGCUAAGUGUAUGACUCAGAAUGCUGCUGCUGGAGUUUCCUUUUAAGUGUUCUUUCAUUAAAAGGUUGUUUCUUUUCUUUUUUGAUAGCAUCCUUUCCUGAAACUGGCCAAACCUUUGUCAAGCUUGACGCCGUUGAUCCUAGCAGCCAAAGAAGCAAUGAAGAGUAACCGUUAG
Molecule: messenger RNA, 15554 nt
Organism: Podarcis lilfordi (Lilford's wall lizard)
Lineage: Eukaryota; Metazoa; Chordata; Lepidosauria; Squamata; Lacertidae
Source: the annotation of a GenBank genome assembly